CACAAGGUUUUUCUUCUUUCUCAGUGAAGUUAAAUCGAAGUUUUACAAAAGUUAAAGGACAAUGUAGUGUAACGCUAGUUAUAGUACAGUGUGUCCCUACAUUACAGACGUCCGGGUUUUUAUUUUUUAUCGACCCUUUGUUUUUAUUUUUGUGUGAAAGUAAAGAAAAGAAGAGGACAAUUCACCAUUGUUCGAACUGGAUCGCCUAACGCUUCCCAGAUUUCCUGUUCCUGUGUGGAAGACUUACCGGAUGGAGGUGUCCUGCCUGGAGCUGGCGUUGGAGGGUGAGCGGCUCUGUAAGGUGGGUGACUACAGAGCAGGUGUCUCUUUUUUUGAAGCCGCCAUCCAGGUGGGCACAGAGGACCUGCAGGUACUCAGCGCCAUCUACAGCCAGCUGGGCAAUGCCUACUUCCACCUGCAUGACCACGCCAAGGCCCUGGAGUUCCACCGGCAUGACCUCACCUUGACCAGGACAAUUGGUGACCUGCUUGGAGAAGCUAAAGCCAGUGGAAACCUUGGGAACACAUUAAAGGUCCUGGGGCGGUUUGACGAGGCUGUGGUUUGCUGUCAGAGGCACUUGGACAUAGCCAGAGACAUUAAUGACAAGGUGGGUCAGGCGCGAGCUCUGUACAACUUUGGGAAUGUUUACCAUGCCAAAGGCAAAAGUAUCUGUUGGAGUGGAGCUGAGCCCGGAGAUUUCCCCGAGGAGGUCAUGACGGCACUGGGGAAGGCAGCUGAGUACUAUGAGGCAAACUUGGCAAUAGUGAAGGAGCUUGGGGAUCGCGCCGCUCAGGGUCGAACCUAUGGCAACCUCGGCAACACGUACUACUUGUUGGGAAACUUUCGCCAAGCGGUAGUUUCUCACGAACAGCGCUUGCGCAUAGCUAAGGAGUUUGGUGACCGCUCGGCGGAGAGGCGGGCUUACUGCAACCUGGGGAACGCCUACAUCUUUUUGGGAGAAUUUGAAGUGGCAGCUGAGCAUUACAAGAGGACACUGCAGCUGGCGAGGCAGCUGAAGGAUCGAGCUGUGGAGGCCCAGGCCUGCUACAGUCUGGGCAACACAUACACACUUCUCCAGGAUUAUGAGAGAGCCAUAGACUACCACCUCAAACACCUCAUCAUAGCCCAGGACCUCAAUGACAGGAUUGGAGAGGGACGUGCAUGCUGGAGUCUUGGGAAUGCUUACACUGCACUGGGGAACCAUGACCAAGCCAUGCACUUUGCUGAGAAACACCUGGAGAUCUGCAAAGAGACUGGAGACAGGACCGGGGAGCUGACGGCUCGUAUGAACGUCUCUGAUCUGCAGAUGGUGCUGGGUCUGAGUUACAGCACAAGUAACUCCACUAUUUCAGAGAAUAAGGAUAUAGACUACAACCUGCAUGGAGCGAGGCCCAGGAUGAGCAGAAGACGCAGCAUGGAGAACCUGGAGCUGAUGAAACUCACUCCAGACAAGAUGAAUGGGCAGAAGUGGAACAGUGACAUCCUGACCAAACAGUCCAAACCCUCCUUGGCGAAGACCUCCUCCAAGCUGUUCUUUGUCAACCGUCUGCGUGGGAAGAAGUACAAGUCUGGUGGGUCCAGUAAGGUCCUCCAGGACACCAGCAACACCCUGGACGCCAGCCAGACGCUCGCACAGGGACCACAGAAGCGACUCAGUCCUGACAUGCUCGGGGACGAGGGCUUCUUUGACCUGCUGAGCCGUUUCCAGAGCAACCGUAUGGAUGACCAACGCUGUUCAAUCCAGGAUAAGGGCAGCAGGUUAUCAUUAAGCAGUGGUCCAGAGUCGCCUCCCAGAGCCAUCAGGAAAUCUAUAUCAGAGUCUGCCAACGUCACUGGCGCCCAAGGCCGGCGGUUACAGGAGUCGUCAGCAGCGGCGGGGGGGGGGAGCCUGCCCGGCCUCCGGCUCAAUCAAAGCAGCAACCAGGCCGUGCUCAGCCACCUGAUGGCCAACGCUGACAAUGCCGAGCCUGACGACGACUUCUUCGAUAUGCUUGUCAAGUGCCAGGGGUCCCGUUUAGAUGACCAGCGCUGUGCCGCUCCCCCUCCUCCGGUCCGAGGGCCGACUGUACCAGACGAGGACUUCUUCAGCCUCAUCAUGCGCUCUCAGGCCAAAAGAAUGGACGAGCAACGCGUCACCCUGCCUUCUGCAGCAACCGCUGCAGCCAGGCCAAGCGCUGGCUCCAACUGAACUAAGCACUAAAAGGGACAGCCAUGCUUUUUGUUUUCAUCUCAUGAAGGUGUGGACAGCGCUGUGGGAGACCAGUGUGUGGCCACUCACACAAGAAAGCCUUGUGUAUCUUUAACUUUGUCCUUUUGGACAAAAAACAAAGCACUGUCAGGAUUAUAUUAAGUAUACAGUAUGGAAGAUAUCUCAAAUUAACAAGGAGUUGUUUUGCACAACACCAACAAACUCCGUAGUAUCAGGGACACAAGUGUUGUUUUUCUAUCCUUCUGUACAAAUUUCAUUUCACCCUGUGUGUAUUUGUCGGUACACAACUGCAGCCACAUCUGCAUUUAUUGUACUUUUUUUGAAUGUUUUGAUUUUGUUAACUGCCGUCCUACCACUAUGUAGUGAUGCGCUUUUAUUCAAAGUGGUGUCUGAGUCAGUGUGGACACUAAGGUGCAGCAUAUAUUCUGUUUAUAUGAACGUGUUUUGGGGGGAGGGGGGAGGGGGGGUUAAGAGUUACCAUGGUCAGGCUAAGGAAAUGGUAUUUUAAGCUAUUUGAUGAAAGAAUGAAUUUAACCCUUGUACAGCUCUUAUGUUUGUUUGUAAUAAAUGUUUCAAUGGCACCAGAGGAAUAAAGCCUCGUCCAUGUAGGCGUCUCGUUUUUAAAAUGUUCAAUGUUAUUUCAACUAAACACAAAAGAUCCAGCGUGUGUAAAAGACACUUUAUUGAACGUACCAGCAGUCAGAGUCGAGUUAGCUUGAAUUAAUUUAAGUCACUUUUAAAAACAAGAAUUGGAAAGGCUAAAUACAAGAGCCACUAGCAUUUCAAAACAUACUAACUGUACAUACAUAAACUCAACUGAAAUAAAUACAUCUAUGUACGUUUUAGUUUGGCCUUAUUUGUUAAAACAAUAUAUACUAUACAUUAACAUAAAAUAUACAUCUUUGUAAGUGAAUCAAUAUUAGAAGACUGUUAAAAGUGCGCAUGUAAAAGACAAGAAAAUAAAACAAUGCAUAUGCUUCAAAUACUGGUUCUAAAUAAAUAUUAACACACCCGUCCAUUCAGAUAUCAUUGUGCGUAUGGUUAGACCCUCGCUGUGGGCAAAGUCUGCCACCUACUGUUAUACUGUAACAGUA
Molecule: messenger RNA, 3303 nt
Organism: Cottoperca gobio
Lineage: Eukaryota; Metazoa; Chordata; Actinopteri; Perciformes; Bovichtidae
Gene: gpsm2
Product: G protein signaling modulator 2
Exons: 15
Coding region: 251-2188 (645 amino acids)
Biological process (GO): establishment of mitotic spindle orientation
Cellular component (GO): cell cortex
Molecular function (GO): G-protein alpha-subunit binding; GDP-dissociation inhibitor activity
Source: RefSeq, a predicted model, not a curated record